Messenger RNA from Musa acuminata AAA Group (dessert banana), 1681 nucleotides. RefSeq lists its product as uncharacterized. The record is from RefSeq and is a predicted model, not a curated record. The coding region runs from base 62 to 994 and encodes 310 amino acids. NCBI's taxonomy places the organism in Eukaryota, Viridiplantae, Streptophyta, Magnoliopsida, Zingiberales, Musaceae. The transcript is spliced from 7 exons.
UCCUGACAAGAGCUCUCGACCGUUACCAAGAACGGAAAGGGCAGCAUCUAUCUAUAUCCCGAUGAGCCUACGCUCCCUCUCUCUCGCCCCCUCUCCCCGUCUCCUUCUAAACCCUAUUCCUGCCCCGAGAUCUCAUUCCCUCUGUUCCUCUGGAUUCCCGCGAACCGGGUCUUCCCAGCUUGGCCGGUGGUUCAGGAGGUGUUCCUCUUCCUCCGUGUCGGGUUCAUCGUCCUCUUUGGAUCUCCCGCUCCUUCCCUUCCAGAUGAAUGAGGUUUUAAUUCCAUCAGAGAGCAAGACUUUGCAUUUAUAUGAAGCAAGGUAUUUGGCACUGUUGGAAGAGUCACUCUCUAGAAAGAAGCUGUUUGUGCACUUUGUGUUGGAUCCAGUUCGUUCCAGUAUAUCUUCAAGUGGAGCAUCCUAUGCUGCUAGAUAUGGUUGUUUGGUUGCCAUAGAGAGUUUUAUCCUCUUCCUGGAACAGGUUAAGCGUUUGGAGAUUGGGGCACUGGUUUCUAUUAGGGGCAUUAGUCGUGUUAACAUCAUAGAACUUAUGCAGAUGGAACCUUACUUGAGAGGGCUUGUUGUGCCAAUGCUGGACAAUGUUUCUGGCCAAGAAAAAGAACUUGAACAGAAACUCUUGGAACUGACUGAGUACCUUGUUAGUCUACAUAACCUGCAAAUCAAACUGAAGAUUCAGGCAUCCAAAGAAGAACUGCUGCAAACCCGUACCACGAAUUCUAUGGCAUGGGCACAAAGAGAAGGUUUUGGAGACUGUGAUCAAGCUUUCAUUCCAAAACUAGCUGAACGAAUAUCUUUUGCUGGACUACAACCAGUAUCAGGAAUGACGGGCUCAGAGUUGCUUGCUUUGCAAAAAGAGAAACUGCGUGCAAUGGACUUAAGAGAUACUUUGAAAAGAGUUGAUUAUGGUAUUCAGUUCACUAACAAAAGCAUUAGUAUGGUUGCAGCGAAGCUUGCCAUUCAAUCUUUGGAAACAUAGACAUCACCGUAGUUCCCAUACAAUUGACGGGCUGGAGUUACUGCUCUAUUGGUGCUAUUAUGUCAUACAAGUAGUGCAAGCCUUUUGAUUGGACAGAUUAUUAUCACUCAUGCUUGAACAACUGUUGAUGAAACAAAAGGAUCAGCUGGAAACUAGUCUUCUCUGAACAAAACAUGGACAUGGGCAAGAAUCAUAGGCUCUCGGUUUCAUCGGUGCACAGAAGCUAUCUUCUGAAGUUUUUGUCUGUAUAAAAUGUGACUUACGGUUGUUUUUCCUUCUAAUUAUAGAGGGGAAAAGAAUUAAAACAAGUAAAUAUGACUAGCAGUUUUCUUCUCUCUCUCUCUCUCUCUCUCUCUGGUAUGUACUAAACUUUUCAUGUGUUUCUUCUUCUCAAUUGACAGCUACAGCGUGCUCAAGGAUUGAUAUUAACCAAAUCAGAAAUUUUCAGCUAGUUUCAAGAAUGUUUCAGAGGAAAAGAGUUGUAUCUGCAGCUCAGGUGGUGAUGGUAUUUCUGACCUAAAACUUCAUCUACCCCAUUCCCAUUGCUAUGGAUCUGAACUAAAUGUAGCACUUAAUUGAAUAUGACUUUUCACUUUUCAUGUUGUCCAAUGUAUUCUCACAUGCUAUUUUUAUUCCACUGUUGAAACCUGUAGAACUGUAUAAAAUUUGUUGGCCCUUGGUUGUUCA